Lecanosticta acicola is the source of this 687-nucleotide messenger RNA. Lineage: Eukaryota; Fungi; Ascomycota; Dothideomycetes; Mycosphaerellales; Mycosphaerellaceae. The record is from the annotation of a GenBank genome assembly.
AUGGCCCAAGUCCCCACGAUCGACCGACUACUCAACCUGGCAGCAGACUCGCCAUCUGCGGUACAGAGUCAGCUCGAGGCACAUCCACAUCUUGCCUCUCAAAAGGACGCACACGGAUACAGUUUAGUACACGCAGCUGCGUCUUACGGCCAUGAAGAUCUCCUGAGAGCUUUGAUCAAUGACUACAACGUGGACCCCAACAUCACGGAUGAGGACGGUGAGACUGCCCUCUUCAGCGUCGAAGAAGUGCGCAUGGCACAGCUCCUUCUGGCUCUGGGAACGGAUCUGCACAGGAAGAAUGAUGAAGGGCAGACCGCGGCGGAGAAAUUGGAUGAUGCGGACGAGCAGCCCGCGAUUGCUGCUUUUCUGAGGGAGACUGCGGCGGGAGGCGUUCAGAGUGCGGCUUCGUCUUCAGGUGCUUCGGCACAGCAGAAUGGCGGCGGGCAAGUUCACCCUCCGCCUCCCUUACCUAAUGGUCUUCAGCUCAAUGUUGGAACGAUGCCGGCGGGAGAUGCUGGCGAGGAGCCCGAUCCGGAAUUCAGGCGCAGGAUUGAAGAGCUUGCUUCUCGGCCUGAUUUCCAGACGGAAGAGGGACAGCGGGAGUUGAGGGAGUUGGUGAUGGAUGCUGUCUCUGGUAUUGCGAAUGAGGGAGAAGCGCCGGCGGCCACGAGGAGACGGUUAGGAUGA